Molecule: messenger RNA, 1317 nt
Organism: Fulmarus glacialis (Northern fulmar)
Lineage: Eukaryota; Metazoa; Chordata; Aves; Procellariiformes; Procellariidae
Product: collagen alpha-1(V) chain-like
Biological process (GO): collagen fibril organization; cartilage development; sensory perception of sound
Cellular component (GO): collagen trimer
Molecular function (GO): extracellular matrix structural constituent
Source: RefSeq, a predicted model, not a curated record
GGCCCAGCUGGCUCUCCCGGCCCCGAGGGGCGUCAGGGUGAGAAGGGUGCGAAGGGAGAACCGGGCGCAGUGGGUGCUCCUGGCAAGACGGGUCCCGUGGGUCCCCAGGGCCUCGCUGGGAAGCAGGGCCCCGAUGGUCUCAGAGGUCUGCCCGGCUCGGUGGGAGAACAAGGCAAACCGGGCAGCACAGGCCAGGCUGGGCCGCCAGGACCAGCGUGCCUGCCUGUGUACCUCCAGGGUCCCCCGGGUCUCCCCGGCCUCAAAGGUGACACCGGUGCCAAAGGAGAGAAGGGUCACCCUGGUCUCAUCGGCCUGAUCGGACCCCCAGGGGAGCAGGGGGAGAAGGGAGACCGAGGUCUCCCCGGCCCUCAGGGCUCCACGGGGCAGAAAGGAGAAACCGGGAUCCCUGGUGCUACUGGACCCAUCGGUCCCGCUGGCCCCCCUGGACUUCCCGGUCCAGCUGGUCCCAAAGGUGCCAAGGGAGCCAUGGGCCAAGCAGGACCCAAAGGUGAACGUGGACCCCCGGGACCCCCUGGACACCCGGGCCCCCCCGGGGAGGUGAUCCAGCCCCUGCCAAUCCAGCUGCCCAAGAAGAGCAAGCGCUCCAUCGAUGCCAGCAAGUUGGUGGAUGAGGAGGAGGGUGAGGACGGAGAGAGAGCGGCCGCCGACCAGGCGUCUCGUGACUACGCUGACGGCAUGGAGGAGAUCUUCGGCUCCCUCAACUCCCUCAAGCAGGAGAUCGAGGGGCUGCGGCGCCCCAUGGGCACCCGGGACAACCCUGCCCGCACCUGCCAGGACCUGCAGCUCAGCCACCCGGGCCUGCCUGAUGGCGAGUACUGGAUUGACCCCAACCAGGGCUGCGCCCGAGAUUCUUUCAAGGUUUACUGCAACUUCACAGCAGGCGGGGAGACCUGUGUCUUUCCCAGCAAGGACAUACAGGAGGUGAAGAUGUCAGCGUGGGAGAAGGAGGUGCCCCAGCAGUGGUUCAGUCAGUUCCAGGAGGGCAGCAGGUUCUCCUACACGGACUCGGAGAGCCAGCCCCUCGGCGUGGUGCAGCUGACCUUCCUACGGCUCCUCAGCAUCUCUGCCCGCCAGAACUUCACCUACCACUGUCACCGCUCGGUGGCCUGGCACAGCACCACCUCUGGGGACCACCAGCGUGCCCUCCGCUUCCUGGCUGCCAACGAGGAGGAGCUCAGCUACGACACCAGCCCCUACAUCAAAGCUGUGAUGGACGGCUGUGCGGUACGAAAGAGCUCCAGCCGGACGGUGGUAGAGGUGAGCACGCCACGCCUGGAGCAGCUCCCGCUGCUGGAC